CAAGGCCACACCAUACGGUUCUGCCAAGGGAGGCGGGACGAUGAGCUCUCUGGGUUGAUUUCCACCAAUAUGGACGGGGAUAUAUACGAUAAAUUCGGGCAGUAUAUUGACCCAAAGACUCCAGGCGGAGUCAGGCAAGAGGCCCAAAGGCGGGCGGCGGCAGGGUCAGCACCCCCGGCGAUGUUCAGGAUGUGGCAGGAAAGAGAGGACUCGGCCGUAAGGGUCGAGGAGAUUGUGGGAGAGAACGAGGAGGUGACUCAGCGACUAAAGGCAGGGACUAUAAAGGAAGAGCCGAUAGUCGUUGAGUCAGAUGAUGAGGAGUUGGGAGAGGAGGGAGAGUCGACCGUAACCAUCCUGGAGAAGAUGGAGGACUUGCUGGGGAAAGUGGAUAGGUAUCAGCAAAAGUUAAAGAGUUUGUGUGAUGAGACCCAGGAGUGGAAGGUCAACCUCCUUGGAGUCUUCCUCUAUGAGUCCGGGCCCGAAUCGUCGUCAGGACAGCAGGGGUACCCGAGGGUUGCGACUGUGGGACCAGGCCCUAGGUCGGGAAUGACCUAUAGGCCCCCCACGUCGCACGGAAGAGUGCCACAGGCGGCGCGGACCAGAAGUCAGAACAAGGCUGGAACCAGUCAAGUGCCCAGCCAGGCGCCUAGUCAGGCGCCCCCUCGAAGGGAACCUGAGUCCGAGCGCCGGAAGGAGGUAGUGGAGGUCCCGGAAGAGGAAGAGGAAGAUGACGAGGAGGAGGAUGAGAGGCUCCGGCAAGAGGAAGACCGGCGGGCGGAGCUAAAGGCUAGGAAGAGAGGGGUUCAGGAGGAAGCUGAGCCGAGCCAACCUGACAGCGUACCUAAGAGGAAGAAGUGCGCGGUUCGGCUAGAAGAGGGCUUUGAUGUGGAAAGGAUGGUAGACAGGCUUCUGGAAGGCCACAAUGACCUAAUGAACUUGAAAGACAUUUUUGCGUCAGCCCCAAGGCUCCGUGAUGGUUUGAAGGGGCGGCUCUCACGGAGGUUAGUGCCCAAUGUCCAUCUGAGUACGAUCCUGUCGAGGGAGGUAGAGUGGACUGAAGCAGGGACGAGGAUGGACUGGAAGUGUGUGGCGUGUGGCCAGGUGGAUUUGGUGGUGAGGGACCAUAAGUGCACCGAAAUGGUGGAUACGGGCGCGGAAAUGAACAUCAUCCGGGAAAGGGAAGCGAUCAUGUUGGGAAUGGAGGUCGACCGUUCGAACCACGAGGACAACAAGAUCGUGGAGUGGCCAAUACCCUUUCGUUCCAUAACGAACGUAAGGAGCUUCCUCAACACUUGUGGAUUCUGGAGGAGCUUCGUAAAGAACUUUGCCGCCAAGACUGAGCAUCUGAGGAAGUUGGUACGUCAAGACCAGGGAUGGGUUUGGGGUGGAGAUCAAGAAGAGGCUGUGAAGCGAAUGAAGGAAGAGUUUAAGGAAGGAGGUUUGGUGUUAGGGGCGCCAAACUAUGAAGUCACUGAGGAGAAGUCGUUCAUCAUUGAGACGGACGCUGGACCAACUGCCCUGGGAGGAGUCCUAGUUCAGGCAGAUGCUGAAGGAAAGGAGAGGCCGCUAAAAUUCGAGAGUCGAACACUUAAUACGACUGAGAGGAAUUACUCCCAGUUUAAAAAGGAAACGCUUGCGGUACUCCAUUGCCUGAGGAUCUUUCGGAACUAUGUUUAUGGCAGGAGGUUCAUAUUGAGGGUGGACCCCACUGCGCUCGCCUGUUCCCUGAAGAACUAUACUCCAUCUAACCCAACCGUCGCAAGAUGGCUGACGUACAUUUGGAUGUUUAACUUUGAGUUGGAGAGGAUUCCAGGGGACAAGAACACGGCAGACGGGUUGAGCCGCAUCAACUGGGACGGGCCAAAUCAAGACCACCCCAUAUGGCUAGCGCCUAGGGGGUAUGAGCAAAAGACAGAGUUACUCCUCAAGCCCUUUCAAGAGGAGGAUCCAUGGGGAAGUAAGGAUGUUCACUGGAUGAUGAAAUUGGCAUUGGCUGGUACACACAAUUUGGCGGAGGAAGUAAGGACGAUAGAGGAAGGCCCUACUCAAGUAGAGGAGCAUGAGCAGCUAAUGGGAGGAAUUUAUCUGCUUACGAGCACGCUUCUGCAAGGGGACUUUGACCGAAAAGACUCAUUAUGUCCAAUUGAGGGCGAGGACCUCGUUCCUGAAAGUCGGGAUGACGAGUUUGAGAAAGGGGAGAUCAAGGAAGCCUUUCGUGCGGAAGAAUAUGAUGGAAUCUAUCUGGAGUUGGGGCUGCUCCUGUCUUGUGAGAUGAGGAAUAGAGAUGCGAGUGCUAAGGCGCAGAAGAUGAGGCACCUCAAUGUGGCAAGAGAUGGCCACUUGUUUAUAAAGCGACAAGUCGGAAACCCCAAGCGGAUUGUAUGCGGGAGAAACCGAUAGGUCGAUAUUAUCGCAGCAUUGCACGAUGGUAUAGCAGACGGGCACAGAGGAGUAAAUGCCACAUACGCUA
Molecule: messenger RNA, 2470 nt
Organism: Chara braunii
Lineage: Eukaryota; Viridiplantae; Streptophyta; Charophyceae; Charales; Characeae
Source: the annotation of a GenBank genome assembly